Messenger RNA from Girardinichthys multiradiatus, 3756 nucleotides. RefSeq names its product RING1 and YY1 binding protein b (gene rybpb). Gene Ontology annotation, cellular component: nucleus. The record is from RefSeq and is a predicted model, not a curated record. The coding region runs from base 139 to 945 and encodes 268 amino acids. Gene Ontology annotation, molecular function: DNA binding; transcription coregulator activity. Lineage: Eukaryota; Metazoa; Chordata; Actinopteri; Cyprinodontiformes; Goodeidae. Gene Ontology annotation, biological process: positive regulation of DNA-templated transcription. The transcript has 5 exons.
GUGCCGUGCCUCGAGCCAGCGCUGAGUGGAGCCUGUCUGCCAACAGCUUCAGCAGCGGCUCUAUCUGGAUUCUACUUCACUCACUGACAAUUAAAGAAGGCCCCCUUUUCUUCCCAUUUUCGAGGAUUAAUCGUCACCAUGGGCGACAAAAAGAGCCCUACCAGGCCAAAAAGACAAGCCAAACUGACCGCAGACGACGGCUACUGGGACUGCAGCGUGUGCACCUUCAGGAACACCGCCGAGGCGUUCAAGUGCAGCAUCUGCGAUGUGAGGAAGGGCACAUCCACAAGGAAACCCAGGAUAAACUCCCAGCUGGUUGCCCAGCAGGCGGCUCAGCAGUACCCGAUGCCUCCCCCACCCAAGAAGGACCGGAGAGAGAGAAGUGAACGCAUGGACAAGGAGCGUCCACACAGCGAAGGAGAGCGAGCCAGUGGCGAGGGACGCCCUGAGGGAGAACAUCCAGAGAGAGUUGGGCCAGAGGGAGACAUCCCUGAGCCGGACAAGACUGAGAAGGAGCAGCCCGUCAAAGAUAAACCCGACAGGGAGAAGGACAUCACCCCAGCUGUCACAAAGAAGCCGAGCAGCAAAAAGACCAAACCCAAAUCAGACAACCAUCAGAGUCCACCAAGUGACAAACAGAGCAUACAGUCUGGGAAAUCUGCAACCAAGUCUAACAAGAACUCUCACAUUUCCAGGCCCAAGCUGAAGAAUAUCGACCGGAGUACCGCCCAACAGUUGGCCAUCACAGUAGGGAAUGUGACGGUGAUUAUAACGGACUUUAAGGAGAAGACCCGCUCCUCAUCCACAUCUUCGUCCACCAUCACGUCCAGCGCAGGCUCCGAACAGCAGCAUCAGAGCUCCGGCUCCGAGAGCAUGGACAAGGGCUCAUCACGCGCCUCCACCCCUAAAGCGGACCUCUCUGUGGGGCACGACGAGUCGUUCUGAACCCCCCCCCCCCCUUUUUUUUUUUUGUUUGUUUAUCCCUAUUCCCUCCCAAUGCUUCACUCCCCUCUCCUCUUCCGCCCAUAUUUCUGGACGCUAUGGAUCCCUCAGGGGGGAAGAGUUGUCACCCUUUCCCAUCGCUGCCCUGCCCUCCGUUCCGUGAUUUUCCCUGGAUGUUGAGCAGAGCUGGCUGGAUAAGAGACACAGUGCGUGGCACCUCUAAGUCCCUGCUUAGUCUUGGCUGAGAAGAGCUGGGCUACAGGGAAUAACUCCCCCACCCCCCCACCCCUUAUGGUAGCAUCCAGACACUUGUAUGUAUUGUUUUAUAUUUGUACAUGGAUGUGAGGCCAAGUCGACUUUUUUUUGUUCUGUUUUUGUAAAGAAGAAAUUCCCGCUGGGCACAAUAACCACCACCAUUUGAAUAACUAUUAUUUCUCUUAUUUAUUACCUGUUGAACCAGUAUACUUUGAUAUUUUUUUCUCCUUAUGUUCAGGCUUUGCAGCAUAGCUCUGCUAAUUGAUCGUUUCUUCAGUGUUUUCACUACAUUGAAAAUGUUAGGAUUACACACACAUACACACACACACACACACACGCUGGUGCUAGAUACACUGUGAAGUGAUUCUGCAGAUUUGGGACUGCCCAUUUUCUCAAUGUGACAAAGUGCUUAUGAAUCAAAUUCUCCUUCACGUUUCUCAACGACCCCCACCAGGUCUGACUUUUUCCCAACCGGCUUGACUCCGACUUAGUAUGCUCUCGCAGAUUGUACAGUACGUUCUGUCCUUUUACUGUACAGUGUAGGCUGUCGUGUAAAACACUAAAAAGCUGUUGAUAUUUUCUGCAUUCCAUGCUUUGAAUGUUGAGUUUCCUGGCUGAGGGUUGGAGCUUGUCCUCUCAGCUCCACGGAUCGCCGACGUUUUUGUUUUUAAACGUUCUUAUUCUUUGUGACUGAAGGAUGCAGUCCUGCUUGGUGAAACCAAGUUGCACUGUAAAACAGACCUUGUUGCGUCAAAACUGUUCAAUAUUUGUUUUGUUGUUGUGGUCCUGAAGACAAUGUUGAAUCUUUGUCCUCUCCACACGGAAAGUGCAUGCAGCAAAAGUGAACAAUUUGCAAAGAUUUGACAAUUCAAUUGACUUGUCUUUUUUAUAUGUAUUAACUUAAGACUCCUGUCACUGAAGGCAAAAUAUUACAGUACUUAAUAGAAUGCAAUUGGAAUUUUAUUGCAGCGAGGCCUAUGUAAGGGCUUUAACAUUCACCUUAGCUGAGAAUAGACCAACAUAAUUUCCUUUUAAAUGUAAGAAAUUGUAUAAAGAAUAAAUGUGUAUAUGAUAUCUUAGUUUUAUUUAUUGAAGGACCAAAGGAAUUUCAUAAUGACAUGAUACAUAGAUUAACAAUUUGAAAUGCAAUUAUCUAAUGUGUGAGAUGAAUAACAGUUUAAAUAAAGACUAAUAUAAUCCAUGUAAAUGGUGUUCUUAUUGUACGUUGGGUGUCUCUGUGCGUGGCUAAAUCAGGGCACAGGGCUGCUGUACUGUGAGUGGAGUCUCAGUGUGGGUGGGUGGGUUGUUGAGAAGAGCUCCGCCUCCAAGACUUUGGCCUUUUAGUAAAAUAAUAAAAAGGAGAUAAAACCUUCACUCUGCUGGACCAGCGCAGUACAGCACACGUAGCUCCUCCGACAGGUCACUGACAGAGCUGCUCCCAGAGCAACAAAAAAAAUCACUUUAGGUGGGGACUGACACCACCCAACCCCCCUCCCCCACCCCGGGGGCCGUGGAGGGGAGGAUGAAAUCUGUUCUGCAGAUUUACACGUACGGACCGAUAAUCAUGUCAUGUAAGCAAUGUUUCAAGUCCAGGAGUUGUGUGUUGGCUUUUACUUUUUAAAAUAUUUUCCCCUGCAUUUAAGCUACAGCUAAUGUUUUGUGCUUUUAUCGCAUACAGAUCCAGGAUCAGUGUUGAGCGUUGAGGAAAAAGCAAUGUGAACUGAACUGCAAAAAACAAGGCUGUUGAGUCGGGGGUGGGGGGAAUUAAACAAUCUUAUCUAAACCAGGCCCUGGAAAGCCAUCUUCUCUCACCUGCCUCCGCUGUAACCACAUUCACAGGACUCCACAGAGCAUUCAUUGUUAAAUUAUUAACGGAUGGCCAUUUGCUUGGGUAUAUGAAUUAUUGCUUGUAAAUAGAAUUUUAAAAAGGUGCAAAAGGCAAACACUAUGAGUAACGAAGUCAAAGCUGAGGUCUUUUUUCUUUUCUUUUGGUUUUAACCGUUUCCCUCCCGCGCAAGCAGUUCUGUUCUUGUGUGCGACCAGUAACCUUAAUUUACUGUGUAAAGAUGGUUACAUAUUUUAGCGUUGUUUGUUCAGAGACCCAAAUAGAGAAUGCUUGUUUACUUAUUGUAUAACCUUAAACGUGAACUUCCAAUUAAGUGUAUUAUACAAACUCAUUUUCUUCCUAUAACAAUGUCUUGUACAAUGCUUUUAAAGUUAUUGCUUGGUUUAAAGAAAAAAACAAACAUUUAGGGACAGUACAAGUAUUCCAUUCUUUGUUUAAUCCAGUUUCCUUUUUUGUUUGACUUCCAGCUGAUGUGUCAUUGUUUCCUUGUGAAAUGGUCACCUUAUGUUCCUGGUGUGGAAAUGUAAGCAGCUUUUUCAGCAGAUCACAGCUCCUUGUCUAGCUAAUGAUGUUAUCUAAUACAUGUUUCUGGCAUGUGCACGACUUUGCGCUUCUAGGCUAACCUGAUGAUUUUCCUCCGCUUCAGAUAGAAAUGUCUAUUUAUGAAUUUUGCUUGUAGUUUUUCACAAAUAAAACCUUCAAAGUUAUCUGUC